Molecule: messenger RNA, 775 nt
Organism: Helianthus annuus (common sunflower)
Lineage: Eukaryota; Viridiplantae; Streptophyta; Magnoliopsida; Asterales; Asteraceae
Product: probable ubiquitin-conjugating enzyme E2 16
Exons: 6
Coding region: 123-608 (161 amino acids)
Source: RefSeq, a predicted model, not a curated record
CUUGACCAUUAUUAAGUUAAAAUAAUAAUAAUUUCACAUCAUAAAUCAUCAUAUAAAAUAAUAUUGUACCAACAAUACAAUCUCUCCGGUACAAACAAACCAAAGGCAUCAUCUCCGCCACCAUGACCGCCUCCUCCGUUUCCUCUCGCAAGGUUUUAAGCAAAAUUGCCACCAAUAGACUUCAAAAGGAGCUCACGGAGUGGCAGAUCAAUCCUCCUUCUGGAUUCACACACAAAGUCACCGACAAUCUUCAACGGUGGGUGAUUGAAGUGAAUGGAGCUCAGGGAACCAUUUAUGCUAAUGAAAAGUAUCAGCUUCAGGUUGAUUUUCCGGAGAAUUAUCCGAUGGAAGCGCCUCAGGUGAUAUUUUUGCAUCCGGCUCCACUUCAUCCGCAUAUCUAUAGCAAUGGCCAUAUUUGUUUAGAUAUUUUAUACGACUCAUGGUCGCCAGCCAUGACUGUUGGUUCUAUCUGCAUCAGCAUUCUCUCCAUGCUAUCAAGUUCUACAGUGAAGGAACGUCCAGAAGAUAAUGAUCGCUAUGUCAAGAACUGUAGAAACGGUAGAUCUCCAAAGGAGACUAGAUGGUGGUUUCAUGACGACAAAGUUUGAUGAAUCAAGAAUGAAUCAGGUGCUACGUUGACGUCGUGUCGUAUUCCUGUAAAUGAAGAGCAAAUUUUCUUCUUUGUUUGCUCAAAAAGUAAGGACUGAUUGUGAAGUUUAUUUAAAUCUACUUAUGUUUCUGAAGCAAUUUAUAUGCAUUUAACUCUUCCACACAA